GAGGGCAUGGGUACGAGGCAAGUUAGAACGGUUGUCAGCUAUGAGCAGCAAUCACAUACGCCGUAAUGCCAUAGCGUAUGCUGCUACAACACUAGCGUCUAGUAUGAUGGGCACUGCGUUCAACUAUUAUUAUGUGAAGGUUUUUCUUCAUCACUACAAAAUAUCAGAAACUUGGUUUUACGUAGCUCACACUUCCUACAUGAUUUGGAAUGCUGUCAAUGAUCCGGUCUUCGGAUGGUUGCAAGACACAUCUAAAGUUUCAUGCAUUCGACGACGUCAUCUUGCUAUUUUGUAUGGUGCACCAAUUUUUGUGUUGAGUUUCCUGCUUCCUUGGUUUUCAUGGGGUGAAGAUGAUUCACUUCCAUGGAUUGCUGGUGUGCACCUCAUCAUUUCGUUGUGGUUGUAUGAUGCCAUGUUCACAUAUGUUCUACUGGCUCAAUGUGCCCUGUUUGCGGAGAUAUCUCUGGACUCAGAAGAACGUCAUGUUGUUUUAAGAUACAGCCAAGUAGCUUCUAUCAUUGGUUCUACAUCUGUGUUUUGGUGUGAAUUGUUGUCACACAAUCUUGAUGACAUUACACGCUUUCAAGUCUGCUGUGUUUGUAUUGCUUUGUUGAGUUGGAUAAGCAUGACCUACUCUGGUUCCACAGUGAGAGUAGCAUCUGAGGUUGCACUUUCAGAAGGUGAUAUUAAAAAACGAGGGCAACAACUAUCGAUGAUGACUCUUAUUUUACAGCUGGUCAGAAAUAAGAACUUUAUGUGCUUUAUCACAGUGAACUUUUUACAGAUAUUUCACAACACAUUUGGAGCAAAUUUCUUUUCAAUGUUUUCAAACUAUUUUCUUAGUGCAGACGAAGUUGGCUCAAUGACUAAGACUCUUCUGGCAGGAUCAGCAUUUGCAAUACCUCAGUUGUUUGUGCUGAUUGCCAGUCCCUGGUUGUCCACUCUCGGUUCCUAUUAUCUUAUUCUGUACUCAUUUUACCUGAAGCUUUUCUUAGCAUCAUUUAUGUACAUAAUGGGAUCAUCACAUGUCUUUUUACUGGUGCUAUUCUUCUUUCUUGAUCGGACGGUGCCAGAAGCAGUGUUUUCACUGUUUGUGUUGCCUUUGUCAGACAUAAUUGAUGCAGAUAGAAUCACACACAAGCGUAGUUCGCCAAUAUCAUCAACAGUAUUUGGAACGAAUGCACUGUUUACAAAACCAGCGCAGUCUCUGGCUCCAAUGAUUGUUGUUAGAAUUCUGUCGUCAUAUGGCUACAGAAAUCAAGGCUUAACUCUUGGAGAUCAAGCAGUGAAUCUGUCAGCUAACACGGGAAGUGCAUCUGAGCUGGGGAAUGUCAUGUUUCUUAUUUUGUGUGGAAUACCGUUGGUGGUAUCUUUGCUUCAAAUAAUGGUGUGGAGUCAGUAUACUCUGAGAAAAUCAACCAACACACAGGGACUACACCUGGAGGUAGGUGCAGAGAAUUUGAUUCUUGAUGAUUGAAACUUGAUCAAGUGACUGGAAAAAAAUUUACGAGUGUAGUGACUGUUUAGUUUAUGAUAUACAACAGCAUUGCAAUUAAGAAUCUUGUAAACAAUUUUACUGAUAUGAAAUGAGACUUGCAAGAAUUUCAAGAGCUGGAUAGCAGUGUCACAGAUUUGAUGUCAAUUACAAUAAUUUUUGCUUUAAUUAACUAACAACAGUCU
This is a messenger RNA of Corticium candelabrum, 1680 nucleotides long. RefSeq names its product transmembrane protein 180-like. Bases 41 to 1477 code for a protein of 478 amino acids. The record is from RefSeq and is a predicted model, not a curated record. The transcript has 17 exons. NCBI's taxonomy places the organism in Eukaryota, Metazoa, Porifera, Homoscleromorpha, Homosclerophorida, Plakinidae.